Molecule: messenger RNA, 1197 nt
Organism: Brachypodium distachyon (stiff brome)
Lineage: Eukaryota; Viridiplantae; Streptophyta; Magnoliopsida; Poales; Poaceae
Product: expansin-B5
Exons: 3
Coding region: 13-801 (262 amino acids)
Biological process (GO): sexual reproduction
Cellular component (GO): extracellular region
Source: RefSeq, a predicted model, not a curated record
CCAAAGGAAACAAUGGCUAGCAGCCGAGGCACAUUCCUGUUUGCGGCACUCGGCGUUCUGUCCGUCCUAUCACUUCCAGACGCAGCGCGCAGCUGGGCGGACGGCGGCGCGACGUGGUACGGGGGACCUUACGGUGAUGGCAGCGAAGGUGGCGCGUGCGGCUAUAAAAGCGAUGUCGGCCAGGACCCGUUCUCGUCGAUGAUCGCCGCCGGCGGACCGUCCCUCUUCAAGAACGGCAAAGGCUGCGGUGCAUGCUACCAGGUUAGGUGCAAAGAAGACCCGGCCUGCUCCGGCAAGCAUGUGACCGUCGUCAUCACCGACUCCUGCCCCGACGGGACAUGCCAAAAGGAGAAGGCGCACUUCGACAUGAGCGGCACCGCCUUCGGCGCCAUGGCCAAGCCCGGGAUGGCCGAUAAGCUCCGUAACUCCGGAGUCCUCAAGAUCGAAUUCGACAGGGUGCCGUGCAAGUACAACGGCAAGAAGAUCAGCUUCAAGAUGGACUCGGGCGCCAACCCAUACUACCUCGCAAUGCUGAUCGAGUACGAGGCCGGCGACGGGGACCUCGCCUCCGUGGAGGUCAUGGAGGCCGGCGGCAGCAAGGGCAGCGCCAAGUGGAUGCCGAUGCGGCAGUCGUGGGGCGCCUUGUGGUGUCUCGAUUCCAAGAGCGGGAAGCCUCUGCAGGCCCCGUUCUCGUUCCGGCUCACUUCGGGCUCCGGCAAGGUGCUCGUCGCGAACAACGUCGUCCCCACCGGGUGGAAUGCAGGGAAGGCCUACCAAGCCAACGUGAACUACGCCGCCUAAGGGCCUGUUUGAGGCCACCGUUGGAUGGAGUUUGAAUGUUUGAUCAAAUACAAAGACGGAGCUGGGAGCACGGGCACGCUAGCCCCUAGCUAAGUACCGGAAUUUGAGAACUGCAAUAAGUCAAUCAGAUACCUGAUUUGGAUAUAUAUUAUGGAACUAUAAGGAACGUGCUGUUUGAAAACCGCAAAUUCUCCACAGUUGUGAAGUCAAACAACCGAUACAAUACACACUUAUAAAUGUUGAUCUGCAUUUUACUCCCCUGAACUAAUCAUGGGAUUCGGAUUACAACUCUGAAUUUUGAUUUGCUUCAGGUUACCUCCAUCCACAAUCCCUCUAUCCCUCGACUCUCAAAACCAUUCUAGUACCCUCUCUAGCUAAAUUGAUUGAUUUGGACUC